This is a messenger RNA of Acanthoscelides obtectus, 2012 nucleotides long. NCBI's taxonomy places the organism in Eukaryota, Metazoa, Arthropoda, Insecta, Coleoptera, Chrysomelidae. The record is from the annotation of a GenBank genome assembly.
CUUUUGUCACGUGCGUUUGACAUUGACAUAUUUUUGAAAAUAGGUUAGAAAAUGUGAUAAUGGCGGUCGCCAUGGCUGCUCAAUUCAGUGAAGACGGUAAAUAUUUCGCAAAACUAACGGCAGACGGCAAAUUAAAAAUAUGGAACACACUUACAAACAGCUUCGAACAGGAAUACACUCCAGAUUUCCAUUUAACUACUCCCUGUACGUGUCUUCAUUUCAUUAAUUUGAACACAUCAAGAAUCAAGGGAGUUUCACCCAAGAAGAAAAAGAGAAGACUCUCAGAAACUAGCUCAGAACCCAGUAUAGCAUUAGGAACAACAAAUGGUCUUCUGUUAUUGUAUUCGUUAUCAAAAGCUAAUGUAGACUUUACUAUUGACAGUGCAACUAGCCAAACCAUAAACUGUCUCUCCUCAGCUGAUAGCUGCAUUUUAUACUCAGGAGCAGGUCAAAACGUUCUUGUGUGGAAUAUAGAAUCAAGAAAAUUUCUGAGCAAGUGGAAGGUUGGAAAUGAAACAGUAUCAGCAAUUUUAGCUGUUCCUGAUACCAACAAGAUUUUUACAGCAGCAAAAAGUAUCAAACUAUGGGAUGUACAAACAAAACAGGUGCUACGUACAUUUACUGGCCACAGUUCAGAGGUGACAUGCUUAAAAUACAUUUUACCCAGUGAUACCAGUAGUACUUAUAUUAUCAGUGGAUCUAAGGGUGACCGACUUUUGAACUGCUGGAGUUUAAGUGAAUCAGCGAAUGACAGAAAUGCAAUAGCAAGCUUUCUUAUGGAAGAUGUGGUAGAAUCAGUAGAAGUCAAUCUGUCAAGUGAAGGAGUUACAAAGAUGGUAACCACUCUCAGAAGUGGGAUGGUGCAUUUAUUUCAACAUACUCUGAAUGGAAAAUGUAGCAAACCUCUAAAACCAAAAACAUCAAUACAAGUAGUGUCAGACACUGGACAGUCUAAAGAUACUAUUACACCCAUCAGAAUACUUGGAGCCUCAUUUGUAGAUAGUGAGACUUUAUGUAUAGGAUAUGGCUCAGAAGCAAUCUUACACUUUGAAAACAUUACUAUUUCAAUAAAUAAAAAGCUCCAGUGUCUAGUGAGGAAAGAUCAACAAUCAAAAACACUGAAGCAAGAUCAAUCAUCAAAAACUGUCACGCCAUCAGUCAGCAAUGCACACUAUCUGACAUCGCAAACAUCAACAGUAGGUGCAGACUCUGCUUCAACAAAAAGAAAAAUUGAUGGAAAGGCUGAAAUCCCAAUGGAGAAGAGAUUGGAGAAUCUUACUUUGAAGGUGGAUGGAGAUAAAGCACCAAAAGCAGGCCACAAUAUGGCACACCUACUGGUACAAGGUCUUCACAGUAAGGACAGAAAUAUACUCAGGACUGUAUUAAGUAAAAGAGAUGAAGAGCUGAUAGUGAAUACAGUAAAGAGAUUACCAGUGAAUGUUUUGGUGCCAUUGAUACAAGAGCUAUCUAAAUUUGUGUCAGGGAAAACACUAUCGGCUCAGAUUGGUCGAGUAUGGAUGAAACAAAUCAUCCAGACUCAUGCAAGUGUUCUGAUAUCAAAUGCUGACCUUCCAAACUUGCUAGGCUCGACUGUGGGCAGUAUAGAGAGCAGGUUGUCCCUUGCUACCUCUGUGAAUAGGCUAAGAGGUAGAAUAGACCUCCUUAUACCACAGGUCAGCGGCACACAAGGACAGCAAAAUGGCGAUGAUGAACAGGCUGUUCUAGUAUAUGAUGACAGAGAUGAAAGUGAUCAUUCAGACAUAGAUCUGGAGAUAGAAGAGAACAGCGAAAGUGAAAACGAAUGGGAAGAAGAAAGUAUAGACGGCGAAACACCAGGAAAUAACGCGGAAGCGUCAGAAUCUGAUGCGGAGAUGUCCACAUAGUAAUUGAUUGUGUUUCAAUGAACAGAAUUAUGAUGUUUGUCAAUAUUUUUGUUACAGUCUUUUAUCUGAUGACUCGAGAAGAAUGUUUGUUAUAUUUAAAGGAGUAUUUUAUUAAAUAUUUCUUAAAAC